CCGCAUGCCCCACAUCUCCCCACACGGCCGAUUACUUACCGUGGGAUCAUGUUUACCUUGGUAGUUCUAGCAGCUGCGGGGUUUCUUGCCUUUCUAUUUCAACGCAGUUACUUCUUCCAGGAUGUUCAACACCUGCUCAUAAGAUGGAAAAUCAGGCAACGUGUCCUGACAUUCAUGCAGAAAAAUUACACCAUAGCGGACCAGUUUGCAGACACUGUGAAGGCGCAUCCACACAAGCCCUACCUGCGUUAUAAAGACGAGACGUUUACCUACCUGGACGCAGAUGAACUCAGUAACAGAGCUGCGAGAGUCCUGCAGCAGAGCGGACGCGUCAAAGGAGGAGACACUGUCGCGUUGUUCCUGGGGAAUGAGCCUCUGUACUUGUGGCUCUUUCUUGGUUUGCUGAAGCUCGGAUGUCCCGCUGCGUUGCUCAACUGCAACAUCAGAGCCAAUUCCUUUUUGCACUGCUUCAAAUGCAGCGGAGCCAAAACUCUGGUCGCUGCAGAAGAGUUACAGGAUGCCGUGGAGGAGGUCCUGCCCAGUCUGUUGGAGCAGCAGGUCACUGUUUUCAUCCUGGCAGACAGAUGCAGGAUCGCAGACGCGGAGAGCUUCAAAGACAAAAUGAGCAAAGCCUCGUCGGAGCCUCUGCCUAAAGACUUAAGGUCACAUGUAACCAUGCGGAGUGCAGCAGGCUACAUCUACACAUCAGGGACAACAGGUCUCCCUAAAGCAGCAAUGGUCAGUCACACCAAAGUGUGGCUGUACAGUUUGAUGCAGUAUAUGUCAGGAGUGAAAUCCACCGACGUGAUCUACACGACCCUCCCUCUAUAUCACACUGCUGGUCUCAUUGGAGCUAUUGGAGCCAUUGAGCGGGGUAUCACGGUGGUUUUGAGGACUAAAUUUUCUUCAUCGCAGUUCUGGGACGACUGCAGAAAAUAUAACGUCACAGUCAUACAGUACAUCGGUGAAAUCAUGCGUUACCUCUGUAACACACCAAAGAAACCCAAUGAUAAAGUCCACAAAGUGAGACUCGCCAUAGGCAACGGGAUGAGGCCCGAUGUUUGGAGGGACUUCAUUAGCACCUUUGGAAACGUUGAAAUUAGAGAGUUUUAUGGAGCAACAGAAGGGAAUUUUUCCACGCUUAAUUACAGCGGCAAGAUGGGAGCUGUUGGGCGAGACACAUUUAUGCACAGGUGGUUGUUCAAGUAUGCUGUGAUCAAAUAUGACGUAGAUGAAGACAAGCCGGUGAGGGAUUCUUCUGGUUUCUGCGUCGAGGCUUCCAGAGGUGAACCUGGACUUCUGGUUUCUGAAAUCACAAUGAAGACGCCGUUCACGGGUUAUGCAGGAGACGUGCAGCAGACCGAGAACAAGAGGCUGCAUAACGUCUUCAGGACAGGAGACAUGUACUUUAACACCGGGGACCUGCUACGUGUUGAUGAAGACAAUUUCGUCUACUUUCAGGACCGAGUUGGGGACACUUUCAGAUGGAAAGGAGAGAACGUGGCUACAACUGAGGUUGCUGACGUCAUCACAAUGAUGGAGUGCAUUAAAGAGACAAACGUGUAUGGAGUUGAAGUGCCAGGUCAGGAGGGGAGAGUCGGGAUGGCUGCCAUUUCUUUAAGUGAUGGAAAGCACUUUGACUCCACAGGUGUUUUUAAACAUGUAAAAAAAUUCCUCCCGACCUACGCCAGGCCCCGUUUUAUGAGGAUUCAGAGUACUUUGGAUGUUACAGGCACGUUCAAGCAUAUGAAGACGAAGCUGGUGCAGGAUGGUUUCAACCCAAAUCAAAUAACAGCUCCACUCUACUUUAUGGAUGAAGAAGUCAAAGAUUACAUCCCACUAACGCAGGACUUGUUCGAUUCCGUCAUGUCAGGGAAAAUCAAAAUUUAGAGCGACUUUCUUUAUUUUUAUAUGUAGUGAAAAAAAAAUAUUUUUUUAUAAAAUAUAUGUAUAUGACCCACCUGUGGUUUUCAGCACAUUUGAGAGGUGGUUUAUAACAAAUGUUGUGAUCUAUUCUUAAGGUUUUUGUUGUAUUUCUGCUUCUGCAAUAAUUUCAUAAAUAUCCCUGGAUGACUCUUAUUCUCCUCCUGAGAACAUGUUUGAACUCAUUGGACCUGAUUAUGAGACUGACUAAUGAAAAUGUACACACACACAUGUACACACCACACAGGUUCAGUGAUACUUUUACUUACAGCAAGAAAUCAAGUUUUUCAAGUUGAGUGCAUGAACCUGUUUAAACUUCAGUGCAUUUAUGUUCUGGUCUGUGGAAGCUUUAGUCACUAUGAGAACUGACAUCUCUGCCUUGUGUUCAUGAUGGGUUUUUUUUGUGUAAUUGUUGCAAA
Labrus mixtus (cuckoo wrasse) is the source of this 2342-nucleotide messenger RNA. Its product is annotated as long-chain fatty acid transport protein 2-like. Lineage: Eukaryota; Metazoa; Chordata; Actinopteri; Labriformes; Labridae. The transcript is spliced from 10 exons. The record is from RefSeq and is a predicted model, not a curated record. Bases 49 to 1890 code for a protein of 613 amino acids. Gene Ontology annotation, molecular function: long-chain fatty acid-CoA ligase activity; long-chain fatty acid transmembrane transporter activity.